Sinocyclocheilus grahami is the source of this 340-nucleotide messenger RNA. RefSeq names its product arylsulfatase E-like. NCBI's taxonomy places the organism in Eukaryota, Metazoa, Chordata, Actinopteri, Cypriniformes, Cyprinidae. The transcript is spliced from 2 exons. The record is from RefSeq and is a predicted model, not a curated record. Gene Ontology annotation, molecular function: arylsulfatase activity. The coding region runs from base 1 to 321 and encodes 106 amino acids.
AUGGAGACCAUUGAAAGGCUCGGCCUGUCCGAAAAAACCUUGAUGUACUUCACCUCUGACCACGGCGGCCACAUCGAAGAGGGUCCGAAAGGAGGCUGGAAUGGAAUCUAUCGAGGUGGUAAAGCCAUGGGCGGCUGGGAGGGAGGAAUCCGAGUUCCGGGAAUAUUCCGCUGGCCUGGACGUCUCAUCCCGGGACGAGAAGUGGCAGAACCAACAAGUCUGAUGGAUGUUUUUCCCACAGUGGUGAAGCUGGCAGGCGGAACGCUGCCGGAGGACAGGUACAACACCAGCGCGUCAAUACUCAACACUAUAUUCCUGUAGGACAGACAGCAUCUAGUGC